Molecule: messenger RNA, 2330 nt
Organism: Daphnia pulex (common water flea)
Lineage: Eukaryota; Metazoa; Arthropoda; Branchiopoda; Diplostraca; Daphniidae
Product: runt-related transcription factor 2-like
Exons: 5
Coding region: 537-1856 (439 amino acids)
Biological process (GO): regulation of DNA-templated transcription
Cellular component (GO): nucleus
Molecular function (GO): DNA-binding transcription factor activity, RNA polymerase II-specific; ATP binding; RNA polymerase II cis-regulatory region sequence-specific DNA binding
Source: RefSeq, a predicted model, not a curated record
GCAGCCACCACCCCGGCCACCCACCCCGAACCCGACCUCAGGCCUCAAGAAGUGAACGCGGGCCAGCGGGAUAAGGACUUGGGGCUUCUUAUACACGCCAGUCCACUGUCACACACUGACAGCAGCAGUUGCCCAUUGUUACUCGCGCACCACCCACCACCGGCAAUCAAAUUUUUCGCCCGCGUUCAAAGUGCAACCCAAAAAUUUCAGUGACCAAAAUUCAUUUCCAUUUUUACAUAUUCAGUGAACCCCAAAAAUAAAAAUUCAGGUGAAUUCAAUCAAACCGGAAGUGAUUGGCAAUUCAACAACCACACUCGAGUGAUGAAGUGAAAACGUCCAAUCCAAUCAAAAUUUAAAAAAUCGGCAAGUCUAAAAAGAGGUGCAAAUUUCAUUUGUGGACUGGGGGAAAAUCGGAAUAAUAUAAGCGCAUCCGGCGAAAAAUUCCGGAUUUUCUUCCAAAACUCGAUCGAGUUAUUAUUGCGUCAAUUGCAUCAACUGUCCGGGACAAAUUAAAUUUUAUCUCCGAUUUGGGGAGGAUGACGUCGUUGGCUGCUGGCGUCAGUGGUGCUAAUCGGCCAGCGUCUUCGAGUUCGGCCGGCUGCGGAUCUUCCUCGUCAGCCGUUCCGCCGUCGCAGCAGGGGAUGAGUUUGCCCGGAAUCGGCGGUGAGUUGGUGCGCACCGGAAGCCCCUGCGUUCUGUGCUCAUCACUUCCGACACAUUGGCGCUCCAACAAGACGCUUCCGGCGGCCUUUCGCGUCGUCUGCCUGGGCAGCAUCGACGACGGAACGCUCGUCACAGUCCGGGCCGGCAACGACGAGAACUGGAGCGCCGAGCUCCGCAACGGGACGGCCGUCAUGAAAAAUCAUGUGGCCAAAUUCAACGACCUCCGCUUCAUCGGCAGAUCCGGAAGAGGAAAAAGUUUCACGCUGACCAUCACCGUCAAUUCGUCACCACCUCAAGUGGCCACCUACACCAAGGCCAUCAAAGUCACCGUCGACGGACCGCGGGAGCCCCGGAGUAAAACACCAGGUCAUUCGCCGUUUAUUCCGCUUAGCCUGGCCUCCCGUUUCAUCGGCAACACCUUCGACACUCUCAAUUUAAAAAUCAGCCAACCCGCAGGUUGCAGAGGUUUCGGUCCACCGAUCGACUUCAAUUUGAGCAGUUCGGCUUGGGGGGCCUAUCGCGCCCUGGGACAGACAAAUCUUCCAAUGAACUGGGGUUCUUUGACCGGCGUCAAUGUCAAUCCGCUUCUUCAUCCGUCUGUCUGGGAUUCGCUCAAUCCGCACCGCUCCAUCAAUGGCCCAGGUCAUGGCGAAUCGAGUGUGGGAGGGACGAACGGUUUGCGAGUCAACGAAAUGAAUCGACGUGUUCCCCUGGAAUCUAAAACCAGCGACGUCGUCGAGGUCCAGCGCAACGGUACGGACAAUCCGGCGACGUCGUCCACAACCUCGGCGUCUGCAGUGGCGUCGACGCUUCCGUCUUCAUCUCUCAUGUCCAAUCUACCGCACCACAACGCUCAAUUCCUGCUGGCCAACCCUUGGUUGCACACGUCGCUGCUCUACUCGCAGCUCUACAGCCAACGCGUCCACCACCACCAUCCGCCACCUCCGCAGCCGCAACCGGCCAACAAUUUGAGCGUCGAACCAGAGUCCGGAUCGGAUAAUCAGGCCGAUCAGCCGGAUCAUGUCGUGUCGCUGCCCUGUAAGUUUAGUGCCCACCACCACCAGCGCUCGCCAGCGCCGGCCACUCCCAAGAGCAACGUUUCAUCGCCCGCCUCUUCGACGACGACGAAAGACAACACGCGGGAAAAGGCGGAGGUCGAUAACAAACGCUCAGAAGUCUGGCGGCCCUAUUGAUUCAUCAAAUCAAAUAACCUCCCCACCAAAUAAAAGUCAAUCAAGUUGGUGGCCAUUCGUGUAACAAAUAGAAAAGAUUUGAAAAAAACAAAAAAAUAAUUAAUUAAUUAGGCACAUUUGACUGAAUGAUGAUGAUGCCCCCCCCGUUGGUUAAUGUUAACAUUGAUAUAAUAAUGACUCGUCAUUUGUAUUUUCUCCAUUAUAAUAUUAUUAUUAAUUCCACACAUGUAGUUUUGUUUUCUACAUAAUAGCCACAUCUCUCUCUCUCUCUCUCUGAACUGCUUCCUAUUUAAGAUCAUAGACGACAAUUUUAAACUAUAUAUUUGAUCCCCGUGUUUUUUGUUUUUUUUUGGACGAUGUUGCAGAUUUAUUUAUGUCAAUCCCCGUGCUCACCUUUCUUGUCAUUAAUCCCAGACGCGAAAAACAUACACACACACACAUGGAACAAAAAAUUAAUAAGCGAAUUGACUUUUC